GACAGCCCCGGGCUCCCGUCGCGGCUCCCCGCCCCGCCCCGCCACACAUGGAGGCGCCGCCUGCAGGCACCGCGGCGCAGGAGGCGGAAGAUGAGCCUUUCCUGCUGGCGGAGCUGAAGCCAGGGCGACCGCAGCAGUAUGACUGGAAGGCGAGCUGUGAGACAUGGAGCGUUGCAUUUUCCCCAGACGGCACCUGGUUCGCCUGGUCUCAGGGUCACUGUAUCGUCAAGCUGAUCCCCUGGCCCUUGGAGGAAGCUGAUCUAAGCUGCAAAGCCUCUGAACGCAAGACCCGUGGCAUCAAAGCCGAUGUGAGAGGUGGAGGGGGCUCGAAGGAGAAGAUGCUGGAAUGUGGCCAGAUUGUAUGGGGUCUGGCCUUCAGCCCCUGGCCUCAGUCUGGCGCCAAGGAGCGGGACGGCCUGCCGGCUCCGGUUCGGUCCUGUCUGAUCCUUGCCACGGGACUCAAUGACGGGCAAAUUAAAGUCUGGGAGGUGCAAACAGGGCGUUUACUUUUCAAUCUCUCCGGGCACCUGGAUGUCGUGAGGGACCUGAGCUUCGCUCCCAACGGAAGCCUGAUUCUAGUCUCUGCAUCCCGGGACAAGACCCUCCGCAUCUGGGACCUGAGCAGAGAUGGUGCUAGUAAGCAGGUCCAGGUGCUGUCUGGCCACAGGCAGUGGGUGUACUGCUGCUCCAUUUCCCCUGAUUGCAGCAUGCUGUGCUCUGCGGCUGGAGAGAAAUCGGCCUUCCUGUGGAGCAUGCGCUCCUACACCCUCAUCAGGAAGCUGGAAGGGCACCAGAGCAGCGUGGUGUCAUGCGACUUCUCACCAGACUCUGCCCUGCUGGUCACAGCCUCCUACGACACCUGCGUGAUCAUGUGGGACCCCUACACAGGGGAGCAGCUGAGAACGCUUCGCCACGUUCCGCUGCCCCCAGCGUUGGACUAUGGCGGUGACAUCCAUGCCAGCUCCCUGAGAUCCGUGUGCUUCUCUCCAGAAGGCUUGUAUCUUGCUACAGUGGCAGAUGACAGACUCCUGCGGAUCUGGGAUUUGGAACUAAGAACUCCAGUGGCAUUUGCACCUAUGACCAAUGGCCUGUGCUGCGUCUACUUCCCACAUGGUGGAUUUAUUGCCACAGGGACGAGAGAUGGCCAUGUCCAGUUCUGGAGUGCCCCCAAGGUCCUCUCAUCACUUAAGCACUUGUGCCGUAAAGCUCUCCGCACCUUCCUAACAACGUACCAGAUCUUAGCACUACCCAUUCCCAAGAAAAUGAAAGAGUUCCUCACUUACAGGACUUUUUAAACCCCGUGUAGUACAUGGGGUCCAAAGAACCUUGGAGCUGGCUGGCUGGCUUCCUUCCUUCAGAGCUUUGUUCUGGAACGGAGGAGCAGCUGGGGUUAUAAAAUGGUCAUGAAGACCCACUCUGCUCUGUGGUUCUAGUACAAGGAGGAUUUCUGUUCCUCUGUUUGGGGCUGUCUCUUUGACCAUGUAGGUUAUUUUAAGAGAACCCAGCAAAAACAUGCAGUGGGCUAGCUGAUUGAGCUUUGAAUUUGUUAGAACUCAACUCUGAUGAGGAGGAGCAAGAGUUCUACUCAAGUGAUCCAUCCACGCUGAUGGCUGUGCAGGGCAUUUGGUUCAGAAGGGCCCUGCCAACAGCAACGCACAUUUCGGUUCUCUCUAGGUGCUUUCACUUCAAGUGCAAUUGCUGAACAUUGUGUGUUAAAAGCUACAGGGCUGUGAGAAGCCCUCACUGGUAUGGCAACCCAAACUCAAACCUCCACUUGGACGAAUGAGAAGCUGCGUGGCCUAGUUGAGUUACUCAAGGAGGCAGUGGCUUUCACGUUUGUUACUUUCUUUGGCCUGGUUCCAAGACGGCUGAACCUGAACAAGUCUCUACAUUGUGGGCAAA
Molecule: messenger RNA, 1902 nt
Organism: Gopherus flavomarginatus (Mexican gopher tortoise)
Lineage: Eukaryota; Metazoa; Chordata; Testudines; Testudinidae
Gene: WSB2
Product: WD repeat and SOCS box containing 2
Exons: 9
Coding region: 48-1295 (415 amino acids)
Biological process (GO): intracellular signal transduction
Molecular function (GO): protein binding
Source: RefSeq, a predicted model, not a curated record